Microplitis demolitor is the source of this 1238-nucleotide messenger RNA. Its product is annotated as rRNA N6-adenosine-methyltransferase METTL5. Gene Ontology annotation, molecular function: nucleic acid binding; rRNA (adenine-N6-)-methyltransferase activity. Gene Ontology annotation, cellular component: nucleus; SOSS complex. Lineage: Eukaryota; Metazoa; Arthropoda; Insecta; Hymenoptera; Braconidae. Gene Ontology annotation, biological process: rRNA methylation; DNA repair. The record is from RefSeq and is a predicted model, not a curated record.
UGGAGAAUUUUUUCAAACAACUCAAAACCGCGUAAACACGUUAACGAGAGAAAAAAAAUUAAUUUAUCGUAGAUUAAAUUAACUAUUAAUGUAUUUUUCAAUGCUGUCAUCUUUUAUCAACUGAUAAUCAAUGUAAAAAUAAUUUUGAUUAAUUUAAUUAUUUUUUUUUAUCAUAAAAAAAUAAAAAUUAAUUUCUUUGGGAUUAUAACCUAUACUAUUUAAUUAAAUGAUUUGAUGGCUUUUUCACAACCUAAUUCACGAGAAUUACAAAAUAGAAAAAUAUUGGAAGAAUUGCAGUUAAAAAAACAGAUGUUAUUAAAGCAAGGUGUUGCACCAACACUCGGUACAUCCUUAAAUACACCGCCGACGUCAUCAGCAUCUAAUGUAGCAACACCAACAAAUGAUGGAGUAACAAUGAAUGCAAGUCAACGUGCAGCGCUACAUAAUGCUCAUGCUGCAUCAUUUGGUUACUUUGUAACACAAGAUUCAUCAUUUGGAAAUUUAAUACUUCCCGUAUUACCACGAUUUGAUACAAAUAAUAAAAUAUAAAUAACUAAUAUGGCGUCAAUGCGUUUGAAAGAAUUGGAACAAUAUUUACAACAAUUAGAUGGAUUUGAAAGUCCUAAAGUACAUUUAGAACAAUACUCAACAAGUGCUCAUAUUGGCGCACACUUACUCUAUACUGCCCAAACACAAUUUAAUGACAUUGAAGGUAAAUCUGUAGCUGAUUUAGGUACGGGUUGUGGUGUGUUAUCUCUUGGAGCACGAAUGCUUGGUGCUGAUUACGUCGUUGGUUUUGAAAUAGACACAGACGCUCUUGAAAUUUUAUCAAGAAAUUGUCAGGACAUUGAAUUAUCAGUUGAAGCUGUGCAGUGUGAUAUUCUUAAGUAUUUACCAGGGAAAUUUGAAAAAGCAUUCGAUACAGUAAUAAUGAAUCCUCCAUUUGGUACUAAAAAUAACGCUGGAAUAGAUAUGGAAUUUUUGGAAAUAGCUACGAAAUUAUCACUAAACACAGUGUAUUCAUUGCACAAGACGUCAACAAGAAAGUAUAUUUUAAAAAAAGCUAAAGAAUUUAAUUGUGAGGCAAAAGUUGUUGCUGAACUGAGAUACGAUUUACCUCAAGCAUAUAAGUUUCAUAAAAAAAGUUCUGUUGAUAUACAAGUAGAUUUUAUACGUUUUUCUAUAAACUCAUAACAAAUAAUAAUAUUGUUAUUUUAUAUUGUAUUAUUCAAAUUUAA